Notodromas monacha is the source of this 1569-nucleotide messenger RNA. Lineage: Eukaryota; Metazoa; Arthropoda; Ostracoda; Podocopida; Cyprididae. The record is from the annotation of a GenBank genome assembly.
AUGCGUUGCGUAAAACGACUUCUGCAUUCCGUGACAGAAUUUGUGAAUGUUGCUCUCGUAUCCUUCACGUACCUCCGCGAUUCUUCAGAAAUCUUGAAAGGAUUUCGUUUGUUCCGUGCCUCAAAUGCGAAGGCGAUGAGCUUGUCAUAUUCGAUUCUGCGUCGGGCGAUUGGCCAGAGCCGAUACGCAGUGUCGCGAUGUCGUCGCCAGUUCUCGAGCGGUUACGACGGUGACGGGAAGACGACGGUGUCGAUUCUGAACCGGGAGUCAGAUGCCGGACUCAUGGUGGACUCGUACAGUCAAGUGGGAUUCGAGCUCAACUCUGGAGUCGUCGUGUUGGGUUCCAUGGCGCUGUUUCCGCGAUCUGUGUUGUCGUGGAAUGUGUGGACCCCGGAAGAUAUCCGCAAGGAAACGCUCAGUUUGUUUUUCAUGCUGGCACCGAAACUGGAUUUGCUCGUGUUUGGCGUUGGAGAUGCUUCCAAUGUGCGCGUGUGUCAUUCGAGGAUCAUGGAGGUGAUGAGAGAACACCGAGUUGGAGCAGAAAUCUUGCCGACUGCGGAAGCCGUGUCCACGUUCAACUUCCUCAAUGCUGAAGGUCGUUCAGUGGCCGCGGCUUUGAUACCUCCGACGAGACGGCUCGUGAUCUUCGUCGCAAGCGAUUCAAGUGUGACGCGACUGUGUCGUACUCUUCAGCUGUUGGUCGUGGCUGCUGUCGAUAAAGCUCAUGACCUUACGCCUUUUCGCUUCAUUCCAAAUCGCAUAUGUGAACAAUUGACAGCCGUCAGGAUAUGUGAGGCGUUGCUUCUGGGCAGUUCUUUUUGGGGACUACGUGUGACCAACAGAUUACCCAUGGAAUCUGGCGGAGCGGUUCAUUCGGUGUUGGACUGUGAAACGGAUAUUUGGCACAAGUUCGCGCUGGCCAAGAUGGGGAGCAGCUCGUGGAUUGCUUGUGUUGUGGUGUUGGCCGCACUUGCGGCCGGUGUAUUUGCAGCAUUGCCUUCUUCCGUCAACAGGUUGGACGAGGCGUUUGAAUUCAGUUGCCCGCCUGGAGAGGCCAUCUAUCACGUUGAGAGCGAAUUUUUCCGGCGAAUGAAUGACCGGAUGUGGAGCUUCAGGUGCAGAAAGACGCCUUUUGGCAAGGCUGGAUCAAGUUGUGAUGAUGCACAGCCAUCCUAUGUGAACCAAUACGAUGGUCCUGUUGAUUUUAUGUGUCCUGAUACAGGGGUUUUAGUUGGAGUAUCCAGCAAACAUGACAACCGACAUGAAGAUAGAAUGUGGUCCUUUCACUGCUGUGGUCACAUAAACUAUUGUCGUCAUAACUGCACGUUGAAGACUGAUCUGAACGUUCAGAGAGGUGCUAUAAACUUCACUUUGGAAGACGGUAUUUUCAUCGUGGGAGUAUUCAGUCGCCACAACAAUCGUUACGAGUAUGACAAGUACUAUCGAAAAAUCUCAAGAACUGUCCUCAUCCAAAUUUUUCACUUUUUCCAGGGAUCGUCGUUGGAGCAUCGAGGUCUGUCGCAUCGAGCCGUGCGGCAUGUGAAUCUACGUCAUCUACGUCCUGUUUGA